Messenger RNA from Hyposmocoma kahamanoa, 2032 nucleotides. Its product is annotated as kanadaptin. The transcript is spliced from 10 exons. The record is from RefSeq and is a predicted model, not a curated record. NCBI's taxonomy places the organism in Eukaryota, Metazoa, Arthropoda, Insecta, Lepidoptera, Cosmopterigidae. Bases 50 to 2032 code for a protein of 660 amino acids. Gene Ontology annotation, molecular function: mRNA binding; protein binding.
GUUAUUUUUAAGUUCUCAUCCACAGCUGUUUUCCAAACAACCUACAAACAUGGAAGAUCCAUCUACAACAGAAAGUGUAGAAAACAGCGGGAAAGAUGCAGAAAAGGUUGAAUUUAAGAAACCAGUUCUUAUAGGCCGGAUAGGUAAACUUCCGAAGAAAGCAAAAACUGACCAAGAAAAGGCGGCGGAAGAAAAAAUCGAUGUUACACCGCCGGAACCUACAUCAGAAUCGAAUGCAAAAAGUUCUCUCCCUCCUGCAGUGUUGUUGAAAGAAUUAUCCACUCCUAUACCUUACAAGGAACCUAAAUGGUCGGGUCUGUGCCCUGAUGGUACAAACUAUGCACUAGAAGUCUUGAAGUCUGGCAUGAUAAUGGAAACAAUAGAGUUGACUAAAAAAGCGUACUACGUGUUUGGGAGACUGGCUAAUUGUGAUGUUGUUAUGGCACAUCCCACUAUUUCCAGACAUCACGCAGUCCUCCAAUACAAAGCAUUUGCUGAAGAAAACGAACGCCCAAGCGGGUGGUACCUUUACGACCUGGGCAGUACGCAUGGCACGUUUCUGAACAAGGAGCAGUUGAAGUCUAGUCAUUACGUAAGGGUCAGAGUUGGACAUCAGAUCAAGUUUGGUACCAGUACAAGGACUUUUAUUGUAUUGGGUCCAGAUUUCGAUUGCGAAGGCGAAUCAGAGCUGUCCGUAACGGAAAUAAAAAAGAAAGCACUAGAAAUGAAGUUGGACAGAGACAGAAUGAUUAAAGAAGCUGCAGAACAGAGGGAAAGGGACAGACAGGAAGAGGAAAAGAAGCGAGAGGAACAGGGCAUCGAUUGGGGGAUGGGCGAAGACGCUGAGGAAGAACCAGAUCUGUCGGAGAACCCCUACGCAUCAACUGGUAACGAGGAGUUGUACUUGACCGACCCCAAAAAGACCUUAAGAGGAUACUGUGAGCGGGAAGGACACGAGUUGAAAUAUGACUGCGAGGAGAGGGGAGUGGGGCAGUUCAUUUGCCGAGCUGAACUCCCUCUAGACGACCCCCAUGGCAGGCCAGUAGUGGCAGAAGUGAUUCACAGAGGCAAGAAGAAGGACGCCGUGGUGCAAUGCGCUUUGGAGGCUUGCAGGAUCCUGGACAGAGCUGGACUGUUGCGGCAGGCUAAACAUGAGUCGCGCCGCCGCAAGGAGCGCGACUGGAGCGCCGACGACUUCUACGACUCGGACGACGACACGUUCCUCGACCGCACGGGCAGCGUGGAGCGCAAGCGCACGCGCCGCAUGCAGCGCCACGGCGCGGCCGAGCGCGCCCGCCCCGCGCAGCCGCUCACCUACGACCUCCUGUUGAAACAAAUAGCGGAAAUAGAAGCCAAAAUAUCUUCUGAAGAAAAAACACUGGAGCGACUGCGCUCUGCCCACAAGCCAGCUCAAACUGAGGACAGCGAUUUGGACGCCCUGGACGAAUACAUGACGUCAUUGGGCAAGCAAGGUCAGAGCAUGGCGGAUAAGGCUGAAAUAUCUAAAACGAAGAUGUCAAUCCAAAAAUUGAAAUCGGAGCUGUCAAAGACUCAGCGACUGGCAGAGAUAGCACGGCCAGCGCAUCUGCCGCCCUUGCUAAAGAAAGAUGAAAGCAAGAUGGCCGUCAAAGUAACCAACUCCGUCGUUUAUGGAAAACGAAUUAAACUAAAAGAUGACAUUGCCAGAAAACCAAAAGUGAAAAAAGAAUCAAAACAGGAAGAGGAAGAAUUCGUCGAAGAAAUUGACUCCGACGAGGAAGAUCCGCAAAGUACAGAAACACAAAGCCCAAGUGAACAAAAUACAAAAGAACAAAGUACACAUUUGCAUAGUACAAAGAUACAAAGUCCAAAUAAACAAAAUACUGAAGUACAAAAUCCUAAAGGUGGCACAGAAAAUACACAACAGAAAACAGAACAGAAAAAAUUAUAUGGACCUAUGAGGCCACCAGAAAAUUAUGUGAUACCAGAAAACUACUUUGACCAGGAGACUGAUAGAGAUCUCCCUGAAAUUCAAGAGAAGGAUGUAGAAUAG